AUGGCGGAUGCUGGCAACGAGGCCGAGGGUCUGAGGCUGCUGGGCCUGCACGUGAGCCCCUUCGCGCUCCGCGCGCGCAUGGCGCUGAGCUUGAAGGGCCUGAGCUACGAGUACGUCGAGCAGGACCUGUUCCACAAGAGCGAGCUCCUCCUCGCCUCCAACCCCGUGCACAACAAGGUGCCCGUGCUCAUCCACGACGGCAGGCCCAUCUGCGAGUCGCUCGUCGUCGUGGAGUACGUCGACGAGGUCUGGCCCGCCACCGGCGCAGCCAUCCUCCCCGCCGAGCCCUACGGCCGCGCCACCGCGCGCUUCUGGGCGGCCUACAUCGACGACAAGCUGUUUCCGGCGUGGAUGGGCGUCAUGAAGGCGGCGACGGAGGAGGCGAGGGCGGAGAAGGUGAGGGAGACGCACGCCGCGGUCCUCAACCUGGAGAAGGCCUUCGCCGAGAUCAGCUCCAGCUCCAGCAACGGCGGCGGCAAUGGUGCGGCCUUCUUCGGCGGCGACUCUGUCGGGUACCUGGACCUCGCGCUCGGGUGCUCCCUGCCGUGGUUCGGGGCGCUGCGCGCCAUGUUCGGCGUCGAGGUCAUCGACGCCGCUCGGGCUCCGCUGCUGGCGGCGUGGGCCGAGCGGUUUGGGGAAACCGCGGUGGCCAAGGAGGUGCUGCCGGAGCCGGACGAGGCUGUGGCCUACGCCAAGAAGAUUCAGGCCUACCGGGCUUCUGCUUCUGCUAAAAAGUGA
Molecule: messenger RNA, 738 nt
Organism: Miscanthus lutarioriparius
Lineage: Eukaryota; Viridiplantae; Streptophyta; Magnoliopsida; Poales; Poaceae
Source: the annotation of a GenBank genome assembly